Molecule: messenger RNA, 1311 nt
Organism: Entrophospora sp. SA101
Lineage: Eukaryota; Fungi; Glomeromycota; Glomeromycetes; Entrophosporales; Entrophosporaceae
Source: the annotation of a GenBank genome assembly
AUGUCUGAUAUCUCCGAAAAGGACGGGUUUGAUUACAUUGUUCAAACUUUGGUAAACGAUUGGGAUCCAUCAGGUUAUCAUGUUUGUUGGGAAAACAUUUUAUCAUUGGAACCAGAUAAAGCAACGGUAACAAGAGCUUUCAAUGAACAAAUCGAAUGGUUAAUAGCAAACGGCGCCAAGGACAAACAGGAAAAAGCAAAAUACCUAAAGAAUCAAUUUCAACUUGAUUCACAGAAAGGUGGUCCGGUGUAUCUUUUUUGGGCAGAAAAAAUGCACGUUACAAAACUCAGAGGAAUUGAAAAAAAAGAUUCGAAGCUUUCAAGGAGCGAUGAAGCAAUUUCAAGAGAAAAUGAAGACACAUUUGAAGGAAAUUUACCAGAAUUUAUAUUUAAUACUACUCAAGAGACAAAUCAAAAUGCUCAGUUUGACUCUGUACCAUGCAAACGCUCUUCUGAUGAUGAUCUUAAUCAAGUAUUUAGAUACAUAAAAAAUCAUGAAUUGAUUAACUUAAUGAUUUUUUUCACACAGAACUUCAAGAAACGUUUAUUAGGUUUUGAUUAUUAUUCCGAUAGCUCUACUUCUACUGAAGAAGAAAAAAGCAAAACUGAAGCUGAAGAUUCAGAUGAAGAAGGGGAAAGGAUUACCAACUUUAGUAAAUUUACAUUUGAUGAGUACAUCGACACACUUAAUGAGAAGGGAUGGGUUUUAAGCGAUGGAGAAAAAAUGAUUCCUAAUAUUUAUACAUUAACUACUGAUAUGCAUAUGUACAGGCUUGGUCUUUCAUCAAUAAUCGAUUUGUCGUCAGAGUUCGAUGAAGGAAUGUACAUGUGGUUUGGAAAAGAUUGGGGAAAUUUGAAAGCGAAAGUUUCAGAGAAGAUAAAUUUCAAAGUAAAAAAAUUUGAAGGUGACGCCUUGUCUGAUAUCAUUAAGAUCGAAGAGUUAUGUGCCUCAUAUCACUAUUGGGAAGCGCGUAUUUAUCUAUUAGAUAAAUUAAAAGAAAGACACAUUGAUAACAAACACCAACAAGUUUUAAAAAUAUAUUAUCACUUGAUCGAUAUGUUGUUGGCAAAUCCUUAUUCUUUUGUUAAUAAGGAAGGGGGGAAAAAGAAUUUGACAGAAAUGGAAUACAUUAUGAAAAUUUCAGGUCCCAUAUUGGAAAUAAUUUUUUCAAAUAACCAUGACAUAGUUUAUCUUAAAUGGGGUGAAACAGUUUCUAAGUCAGCUGUAAACCGAAAAAUAGAUUUAAAAAUAUUGACUACUGACAAUGACUUAGAGUUGUCACACUCUGAAUUUGCACGUAAAGCAACACUG